AUGAGUACAGCACUCCCCGACCUGGCGAUCGCGACCGACGCAGCCCCUAAUAGCACUCCCGUCGCUCAAGACGCAACGAUUACCGGCUCGGGGACCACAGGUCAGGCAACCGGGGCCGUCAGCAUCACCGGAGCAGGCACGUCGACGACAGGAGGAGCCCUUACAGGUCUCCCCAAACUCUCCGGCGUAGCUCAGCCCGUCACGCCCACCGUCCCCCCAACCGCGAAUGCACCUUAUAUGCAACCAAGCUCCCUCCCAGAAGGCACAGUCUUCAUCGUGGUCGGCGCCAUUCUGGGCUUCAUGGCCAUAAGCGUACUCCUGUGGCGAGCCCUGGUCGCUUGGUCUCUCCAUCGCUCCGUCAAGUGCGCCUCCCAGCACCAAACCAUGACCGACACCAAAGCUAUGUUCCGGGCGCCUGGACCCCCAGCGGCCCCGUUCUACAAGAAUUAUUCCGACCGGGACUCUACCAUCUCCCUCUCUGGUGUCGGAGGAAAGAGUGGGAAGAAGGCUCGCCCGACACCAACGCAAGGAAAUGCCGACCGAGCCUCCCUCUUCUUCUCCCCCACCGCAGGCGCCGCAGGAGCCGGCCUCGGCACAGGGGCCGGAAACCGGGCCAGCUCCUACCUGCCCGCUGGGUACUACGCUUCUGGCACCGCAUCUGCGGCCAACGGAAGCUCGCAAGUAACGCUCGGUGGUCAUCAGCCUGCCAUCUCUCUCUCUCAUCUCCGGACUGACUGUCAAGGCUACAACCGUGCGCGGAGCAUGGGCCCGAGUCCGCCAGACAGUCCGCAUUCCGCGGGGGCGAGCGAGAGGCAGUAUCUACAGAGCACGAGCUCGCUGAACCUGGACCAGGGCUACGGGGGCGGUGAUCGGCGGCCGAGUGCGUAUUUGGAUGAUCUAUUUGAUAGGGAAGGGGGUGGUGUGCUGGGCGGGGUGGAGCACGGGAGGGCGCAUUCGGGUAGUCCCCGGCGGUACUAA
Molecule: messenger RNA, 978 nt
Organism: Drepanopeziza brunnea f. sp. 'multigermtubi' MB_m1
Lineage: Eukaryota; Fungi; Ascomycota; Leotiomycetes; Helotiales; Drepanopezizaceae
Cellular component (GO): fungal-type vacuole
Source: RefSeq, a predicted model, not a curated record